Molecule: messenger RNA, 850 nt
Organism: Penaeus monodon (black tiger shrimp)
Lineage: Eukaryota; Metazoa; Arthropoda; Malacostraca; Decapoda; Penaeidae
Exons: 7
Coding region: 1-795 (264 amino acids)
Source: RefSeq, a predicted model, not a curated record
AUGAAUUCCACACGUGUGUUCUUUAACAACGAAGAUACUGUUCCCCUCGUCGGUUAUCCACUCUUCCAUUCUGACUUCUACCACCUCGCUCCAUCCGCGCACAGUUCUGCAUUCCUCUUCAGAAGUAAUGAUGUAGCUAUACAGGGUUACAUUUUCUGUCUGACUUCCCCGACGCGACGUCUGUUCGGGUGUAAAGUCAAUGCAACUGCACAUCCCCCUGGUCUCCCCCCUGGCCGGUGGUUCCUCCAGCAGAGCACAUCCCGACGCCACCGACGAUGCGCCGGGGGUCAACGGGGCAAGUGUCCCUGCUGGGGAACCUCCUCCGUGGCGAGCCUGAGGAAGGAGCCACGGGGACCGCCUUUGUGUGCACUCCUCGGAACAGCCCUAGCCAAGCCCAGUGCUCCGGAAAUAAAAGAUGAAGAGAUGAUGGACCAUGGCAAAGACGACGAUGGAUGUUCUUGUAUGCAAAGCCAUGAUGUAGAUACGGAAGAGAUGUUUAGAAGUAUUCACAUGAAUGAUCACUACAAUGAAUAUGCAGAGGGAAUAACUCUUAAUGAAUUCAAACAAUUGGUGGUGGUGGAGACGGCAGAGAUGCUUAAGAAAAGUGCUCAAAGCGAUCAAGAAAUGGAAGCUAGAAUGCUCUGCGGGGGUGACUGUAUGCCUAGAUUCGCGAGAUCCAAGAAAACAUGCAACAGACUCUUGUUGGAAGGCUGGCCCCUUGCUUCGUACCAACCCACGUGCAUUAUGACCGCCUUGCAGAGAUUGUCUACCUGCUGCCGUGACAUGUUGAAAUAGCUAAAUUAUGUCGAUGGGUUAUCUCUGUAUAUAAUAAAAUGGAGUACCAUUUCAA